This is a messenger RNA of Thalassophryne amazonica, 1636 nucleotides long. RefSeq names its product calcium and integrin binding family member 2 (gene cib2). Gene Ontology annotation, molecular function: calcium ion binding. Lineage: Eukaryota; Metazoa; Chordata; Actinopteri; Batrachoidiformes; Batrachoididae. The record is from RefSeq and is a predicted model, not a curated record. The coding region runs from base 273 to 836 and encodes 187 amino acids. The transcript has 6 exons.
GAGGAGAAACAGUGCAGGUUGCGGUCAGUCGACCGUCAGCGGCCCGGAGCUCGCGUCCUGUCAGUGUUUUUUGAUCUUUGGUCGACGUUGUAGAGACAUGGCGGGUAUCUGCUCCCAACACGCUCGAGACGUUUUCUGACAGCGUCAAACGGCGACUCAUUCACCGCGGACACUUUGACUGCGGACCCAUAAAUGUCUUUAACAGAGAAAAGCCUUCGUUCAACGUCAACGUUCACGGUGAAUGUGUGCGAGCGAACAUUUACUCGAUUAAGAUGGGGAAUAAACAAACCAUUUUUACCGACGAACAGCUGGACGCCUACCAGGAUUGUACAUUUUUCACUCGCAAGGAAAUCCUUCGGUUGCACAGCAGAUACCAUGAAUUGGCUCCACAUCUUGUACCGAUGGACUACACCAACGAACCUGAUUGUAAAGUGCCUUUAGCCUUGAUAGUCAACAUGCCAGAAUUAAAGGAAAACCCGUUCCGCAGUAGGAUAGUAGAGUCUUUCUCAGAAGAUGGAAUGGGGAAUCUCAGCUUCAACGAAUUUGUAGACAUGUUCUCAGUCCUCAGUGAAAUGGCUCCUAGAGAAUUGAAGGCCAUAUAUGCCUUCAAAAUAUAUGAUUUCAAUGUGGAUAAUUUCCUGUGCAAAGAAGAUUUGGAGAAGACUCUAAAUAAGCUGACAAAGGAGGAACUGACAACUGAGGAGGUGCAACUAGUGUGUGAAAAGACAAUUGAAGAGGCAGAUUUGGACGGAGACAACAAACUCUCUUUUGCUGACUUUGAAAAUAUGAUAUCUAGGGCUCCUGACUUUUUAAGUACUUUCCACAUACGAAUCUAAGAGGGCUACAUGGAACUUUUCCAAAGUGGGUGGCGUGUUGAAGCUCAGGACCUGCACCCUGUCCUGACCACAGCGCGGUGCCUCUCUCCCACUGUUAAAGCAGCCAUCCAUGACUGUUCUGACCCUCUUGCCCAGCUGUCCUCACAUCUGUUAGUAAGGAUAAUGCUGCAUAAAACUUGGAUUCCUUACUGUCAAUGCCAAUUUCCAUGUUGUGAAAGACAGUGCUUGAGAACCCAAUCACAUUUAUCGUAUGGUUUGCCUUUGCAUUUUUUAAGGACUAAAAUGGCAUCAGUUUGACGUAAUACUUGUAUUUGAUUGUUCCUCACUCUGGAUUGCUGCAUUUUGAGCACAUCCAGAAAGGCAUAAAAUUGUGUACUUUAAAUACAGUCAUUGAAGUUUUUGCUCCAACGACACACUGGAUAUUUAGUAUUUGCGAGGCAAAAGCUAAAGCUUGGAGAGAGCGAAAGCACAGCAUUGAUAUUAAGGGCAUGCAGAACCGAUCUUCUAUAUGAGCUAUGCAAUAUAUUACAUGCAUGGAACGAUGUUGUUCUUUUGCAGUAUAGUGCUUUAGUGGUUUUAGGUUGUACGUUCGCUUUUAUCACUGGAAUAUGUUGACAAUCAUAUCUUACUGUUCUCCAGUUACAUGAAGGGCUGUAUCCUCUGUGCUACAUUUUAAGAAGCUCUCACUUUCUGUCUCAGCCAUUACCGUGAGGUGUUAGUCACAGCCACAGUUUUGAAUUUUCAGUAUUUCAUGUGACUUCAGGUAUUGGGCUGUUUUUAAAUAAAUGUUUUUUCCCCCA